UUCGGAUUAGACGUGAAUUUUCGUACGUGAAAUUGUUGGAUCAAGUGGAUAUGUGCUAAUAUUAAGAGAACAUCCUAUCCGUAAAUAAAGUGUGAUACUUGUUUGAUUGGUUUCAAGGGAUAUUGACGGAAAACGAUGAGUGAGCUGGAAGAUAUUGUAGAGCACAUGCGACGGUUCUCCUGGCCGGAUUACUUAGUAUUUGUCAUGAUGUUGUUUCUGUGCAUCCUGAUUGGUAUUUAUUUCGGAUUUGUGCAACGAAAGCCGAGUACGGAGGUGGAAUAUUUGAUGGGUGGCAGAACCAUGCUGGUAUUUCCGAUUGCGCUGUCACUUAUAGCGAGUUUCAUUUCCGGAAUCACACUACUUGGACUGCCCACCGAGGUGUACUCAUUUGGUAUCCAAUACGUAUACGUCUCGCUGGGAGUCAUCAGCAUGGGCCUUGUAAUGGGAUUCAUCUACCUACCGGUGUUCCAUAAGCUCAACAUCACAUCAACUUACGAGUACCUCGAAGCCAGAUUCGACAGACGUCUACGAAUGUUUGGCUCGGUGAUGUUUACAAUUAUGAACAUCGGUUACCUACCAAUUGUUAUCUACGUUCCGGCACUAGCAUUUAACCAAGUGACCGGCGUGAAUAUCCACGUAAUUACUCCCAUUGUGUGUGUGGUGUGCGUGUUCUACACCUGCGUGGGUGGUCUAAAAGCGGUUGUUUGGACUGACGUUGUCCAAACGUUUUCGAUGUUUGGAGCGCUGGUGUUGGUAGCAGUCAAAGGGACCCUUGAUUUGGGAGGAACUGAUAUAGUAUUUCGCAGUGCCUGGGAUACAGGACGCUUGGAGAGACCUAACUUCGAUAUUAACCCGACGACGCGGCACACCUUGUGGUCUCAACUGAUUGGCGGUUUUGUGUACUGGCUGCAGACUAAUGCGGUUAGUCAGAACAUGAUACAGCGAUACCUUUCGCUUCCCUCGGUCAGUGCAGGUCGGAAAGCACUGUGGAUUUUUGUAAUUGGAGUCUGCCUGUUGAUGUCCCUUUGCAGCUAUUGUGGAUUGUUAAUAUACGCCACCUACCAGAACUGUGAUCCAUUGACUACAAAGCUGGCCAAAGCAAAAGAUCAACUCCUUCCUUUGUUUGUAAUGGAUAUUCUUGGCGAGCUACCCGGACUUCCAGGGCUGUUCGUUGCCGGAGUAUUCAGUGCGGCACUUAGCUCCCUGUCAACCUGUUUAAAUUCAAUGUCGGCUGUUAUUUUGGAGGAUUUUGUGAAACCCUUUGUACAGAAACCGCUAUCACCAAGAGCCAUCAAUUGGAUUAUGCGCUCAGUGGUUGUUGGAGUUGGAGCCUUGUGUGCAGCUCUCGUCUUUGUGGUGGAGAAAAUGGGAACUGUAUUACAGUUGACUAUGAGUCUGGAAGCCAUCACGAAUGGACCAUUAUUGGGAACGUUUACACUUGGAAUACUCGUUCCUUGGGUAAAUUCUAAGAGUGCGCUCACAGGUGGAAUUGUUGGUGUAUUGUUUAUGUCUUGGCUUAGUCUGAAGGCACAGUAUGCUGUUGCAACCGGUGCUAUCGUGUUCCCUCAUAAACAGAUGUCAGUGGAAGAAUGUACAUAUGAAUUCGAUCGAACAGUGGUGAAUGCCACCAGCACAACGCUAAUUACGGCUGAUGAAAUUUUCCCAUUGUUUCGAAUAUCGUACAUGUGGUACACAUUUUUGGGAGCAGCAGUUACGAUAGUAGUAUCCCUCGCGUGUACCAUGGUUUUCGGACAAAACGACCCGAAAACUGUCGAUCCGGAUCUGAUGGCUGGUUUCGUGCGGUGCUACGUCUAUCAAAACGAGCAAAUAGAUCAGAACAAUUCUGGACGGAAGAAACACAAUAGCUUGACAGGGAUAAAAAAUUCUCACGACGAAAUUGUAAAGGAAUCUCAAUUGUAAGAUUGUAGGAAAUCGCACACUGAGUGAAGUUCUAGCCGAAACAAGUGUUCCUAUUAUUGCCUAAGUGAACUAAAAUUGAAUGCACAAAGGUUUAAAAGAAAACGAUAUUCAUAAAUUCCUUCAGGUCGGAAAGUAUAAAUGCAUUGGAAA
Malaya genurostris is the source of this 2070-nucleotide messenger RNA. RefSeq names its product sodium-coupled monocarboxylate transporter 1 (gene bumpel). The record is from RefSeq and is a predicted model, not a curated record. The transcript has 10 exons. Gene Ontology annotation, biological process: sodium ion transport; transmembrane transport. Bases 136 to 1920 code for a protein of 594 amino acids. Gene Ontology annotation, molecular function: symporter activity. Gene Ontology annotation, cellular component: membrane. NCBI's taxonomy places the organism in Eukaryota, Metazoa, Arthropoda, Insecta, Diptera, Culicidae.